CGCCUAAGGGCAGCCAUGGCUCCCCGCCUGGGCCCUGGGCAAUGCCACCUUCAGUCCGGGUGGGCAUGGGUGGAGCGGCCCGGGAGCCUCCCUGGGCGAAGGCUGCCGGCAAAGCCUUGGUUCUGCCAGGCCGGAGAGCCGCCUGUCCCCGCCGCCUCCUCCCGGGCCGGCUCCGGCAGAAAGCCCUCGCUUGCUCGACGGCUCGCAAAGCCCGACCAGAAGAAGAGCGGAGCGGAGAAGCCGGGCCGGGGGCGCCCUUCGCCCGGCCCGACCCCGGCGCGCCCCUUCCUCUCGGCAGCGCGCCCCGGUCCCCGAGCGGGCGCCCUCGGCGGGCGCCGGCGUCUGGGCCGCUUUGACAAGCGCCGCGCGGUCAGGAGGGCUCGGCGGCCUGGCAAAGCACCUCGGCGGCCCUUUCUGGGCUUCCUGCCCGGGGCGGCGGCCCGCCCAGCCGGCCGGGAGCCCAGCGAGGAGGGCUGGGCUGGGGCGGGCCCUGAAGGCGCGGGAGGGGCGCGGAGCUGGAGGUCCAGCAAGGCGGAAGAGCCCGACGGCGAGCAGGUGAAGCGUCCCUGGCGACCGGGAGGGGGAAUUCCUGCAAAGGGGGCACCGGCCACUUACCCAGCCCAGCCCCAGCCUCCGUUCCUUGCCCAGCCCUAUGGCAUGCAACCCCAGCCGGCCCCAGCGAUGCCUCCAGUGCCCCUACAAACUGUCUACAUCCCGGGGCCCCUCAUCUUCCUGGAGCAUCCCAUGCAAAUCUGCUGCCCUGCCUGCAACCAGAUGAUUGUGACCCGCAUCUCGUACCAGCCCGGAGCUCUGGCCUGGCUCUCUUGUGGUGGCCUCGCCCUGCUGGGGUGCUGGCUGGGCUGCUGCCUGAUCCCCUUCUGCGUAGACGCCAUGCAGGACGUCCAGCACUUCUGCCCCUGCUGCAACGCCUUCCUGGGCGUCCACAAGCGCCUCUGAGUGGGUCUGGGCCCCCGUGCCAGGAAGCCAAAGCCCCCUUGGCUUCGCCCACGUCCCCCUGGACCGAGCCUUGCGGGGCCCGUGCAGCCCCUCCUCAAGACUUUGGAGCAACGCAGACCGCCUCUCGAGCCUCUGCCCCCCACCUCGGCCUGCCGCAGCCUGCACAGAGGCCCGUGGGGGGAGCAAAAGGGUCCCGCGGAGGCUGCCCCUCUGGGCCCAGCCUCCUCUGCAGGGGGAGCUUGCGGCAACACCUACAGAGGCUGAUGGCAGGACGCUUCCAGGGUUUGACCCAAGCCCUGCAGGGCUCCCACCCUUUGCCUCUGGGCACACGCCAAGUAAUGGAGCCACCGAUGUGGGCGGCAGAAGGGCCUGCUGUGAUGCCAGGGCUGGGUGUUCCCUUCGGUCUCAGCGUUUGCCCCAGCCCUCCAAGCGGGAAGAGAGAAGCACAACGGGUGCUGCUGGCCCAGGGCAGCCUGACCCCAGGGGGCUCAAGGGGGCUUCCUGCGGCCAGGGAGCAGGGCCUUUUGUCCUGGGGAUUAGUGGUGGGGGGGGAGCAACGUAGCUGGAGAGGGAGGCGAAUCUCUGGAGCACUUUAAAGAUGUUGGCUCUGCAAGUCCAACUUUAUUCUGAUUUGCUUCCAAACGUUAGUCCUGACUUUUUCAGCUUUUGAAAUAAAACUGCCUCGCAAAAAGAAAGAGCUGCAGGCGACCCUAGUUUUUCCAAAGGGAGAGACCUGGCCCAGCCCUCCUUGCCGUGGGGAAAAAGCGAGGCUGGGCAGCCGCAGGGAGGCAGGGGGACUGGGGCCAGGCAGCCUAGAUCAGGGGCACCACUUCACCUUCAAACGGACUGGUGGAAAUGUGGCCCCCGAGACCCCCAAGCCGCUUGAGAAGGAACAGAAAGGGUCGUGUUCCAACCAAAAACAAUUUACUACAAAAAUAGCAAAGAAAAUUUCAGUCUGCUCAACU
Molecule: messenger RNA, 1922 nt
Organism: Notechis scutatus (mainland tiger snake)
Lineage: Eukaryota; Metazoa; Chordata; Lepidosauria; Squamata; Elapidae
Source: RefSeq, a predicted model, not a curated record